Messenger RNA from Sturnus vulgaris (Common starling), 5001 nucleotides. The record is from RefSeq and is a predicted model, not a curated record. Lineage: Eukaryota; Metazoa; Chordata; Aves; Passeriformes; Sturnidae.
UUUUCAUACAGUGCUGACUAUUUCUUUUAAGAUUUAAAGCCCUUUUGUCAUGCAGAUAACAAUAUAUCCUCUGUCAAGCUAGAAAUGAGAACUUCCUUUGCUCAUAUGCAAUGAAGGGCUUGAUGUUACAAUAUCUUCUUGGUCCCUCAGUCAUCUGUCCCUAUAAUCUCGUGCAAGUGUGUGCAGUUCAUUUUGCUGUGCCCUCCACUUGAAGGACAGAUUGGACACGUGGACUGGUUAGUGGAGAGGCAAACACAGCAGCCCUGAGCUAAGCUCUCCAUUUGAUGAGAAGAAAAAGAACCUGCUUAAAGCUGCUGCUACUGAAUUAAACCAACUUGAAAUUGGGUUCUGUGAAAUGAGCCUAACACAGGACUCCUCUUGGGAAUGGCAGCUCGUCAUUUUUUGCAAUUUGUUGAAAUAGUUUGAGUUGGGGUAAUUAAUGCUCAUGGUACUCAGAGCUGAGAGUAAAUCUAACCUUAAUUCAAAGGUGAGGCAGUUUUUGAUUGGGGCAGUAUUGGAAGUCCAGCUCUAGCUUCACUAAUAGGAGAGAAGAUCCUGGAUUCCUUGCUAAGGUUGUUCUUGAUGGAUUUUCUGGUUAAUAGAUGAAUAAAGUGAAAACUUUCUCUCUGUUCCAGUGUUCUUUUAUUGUCCUGUCCCUCCAGCUUUGUCAGGACUGGGGGAGGUGUUGUCUGAUACACCUCGGUUCCUAUGGCCACGGUUCCUAUGGCUUUUUCACCUGCUUUUGUCUCCCAUCCAUCACUGUGUCCUGAGAAUAAGCAGUGCUCAUUUCUUCAGCUCUUGGAAACCUUCCUGGCAAAAACCCAACGCAGUUGAGGGCAUUUGAUGGUUUAGGUCAGUGUUGGUGAGGAUUUGAGCCACACAGUGUAACAUGGCAUCUGCCAUAAAGAUCACCUUCUCCUUGGUUUUGAGUAGGUGUUGGGAUCAAACGGCCUCUAGAAGCCACUUCUAGUCUAAAGAUGGAAUCAUUAAAUGUGAAUGAUACCAGAGGUGUACGUCUUCAUUUCUGGGAGUAGGUUUAAUUCAGUGGAGCAGAAAAUGUAGACCUUUCUCACAUUGUUUCCUUUUUUUUCCCCCUAGAGCUGGGGAGGGGCAGCCAACAAAGAAACUGGUGACUAGACAUGUGCUUGGCUGGGUGGAUCUUAACUAGCAAAACUAAGCUAUGGAGAACUUGGUAACUGGCUCCAAUCUUCCUCCACUUUUUACUGAUGAGGAUGGACCUAAGGAAGGUAGUGAAAUUAAUGUAACUGGAUUAGCUAAUUCGGAGAGUUCAUUCAGUGGUGGAACUUCACAGCCUGUGAAUAACCCAGAUUUGGUGGAAGACUUGUCACAGGCUCAGCAGCAGCAAAAUGAGUCUUCUAAUGCUGCUGAAACCACUGAGCAGAAGCCUGAGGAGGAGCAGCAAAGAACCAAGCGAGGAGGUUGGGCCAAAGGCAGAAAGAGGAAGAAACCACUGCGGGACAGCAAUGCCCCCAAAUCGCCCCUCACGGGCUACGUGCGGUUCAUGAACGAGCGCAGGGAGCAGCUGCGGGCCAAGAGGCCCGAAGUGCCUUUCCCAGAGAUCACCAGGAUGCUGGGCAACGAGUGGAGCAAGCUGCCCCCUGAGGAGAAAAGGCGAUACCUGGAUGAAGCAGACAGAGAUAAGGAGCGUUACAUGAGGGAGCUGGAGCAGUAUCAGAAGACUGAAGCCUACAAAGUCUUUAGCAGGAAGGCACAGGACAGACAAAAAGGCAAAUCACACAGACAAGAUGGAGCAAGACAGCCAGCUCAUGAUCACGAGAAAGAAGCAGAUACAAAGGAGAGAUCUGUCUUUGAUAUUCCAAUCUUCACAGAAGAGUUCCUGAAUCAUAGUAAAGCACGCGAGGCGGAGCUGCGGCAGCUGCGCAAAUCCAACAUGGAGUUUGAGGAGAGGAACGCCGCGCUGCAGAAGCACGUGGAGAGCAUGCGCACGGCCGUGGAGAAACUGGAGGUGGACGUGAUCCAGGAGCGCAGCCGCAACACCGUGCUGCAGCAGCACCUGGACACCCUGCGGCAGGCGCUCACCAGCAGCUUCGCCGCCGUCCCGCUGCCAGGCAGUGGGGAAACCCCCACGAUGGAAACCAUUGAUUCCUACAUGAACAGACUGCACAGUAUUAUCCUGGCCAACCCACAGGAGAACGAGAACCUCAUCGCCACGGUGCGGGACGUGGUGAACAGGCUGGAGCGUUAGUGAUGGGGUCUCGUGACCCGGGGAAGCUUUACAAAAUUUUUUUGGCCAGUGUGGAAUAAGAAGCCAUGAGGGAAAGCCUGGGGUGGGAGGCAGGAUGGCAGGUUUGUCCUGGGCCCUGCCUGUGUGUUCUGUCAGGGAGACAAACAGAUCAAUGCAUUAAGAGAUCUUAAGAAGCCACGGACACCGCCCACUAAACAAUUGGAACUGUCCUCUGUGUGAACAUUUAAGAGCAUGCAACUUUUGUGCAAUCGACAUUUUUAAAAUGGAUUUUGCUGGGUGUGAGGGUGCCUGCGUUCUGUGGACUGGCUGACUGUGGAGAUGAAAUCUCACCUCGUGAAAUGGAGUCAGCGUAUAUGUUGUAGUAAUAACUUUGAUGUGUUCUAUUGCCUAAUGUCUUCUAGUGUCUUUUAUUUUGUUUUCAUGUUUAUCCUGUGAGCUUACCUUCCUUCACUUGAGUUCUUUUCUUUUGAUCUUGUUCCCUGAUUCUUGCAGUACUGGAUAGCAGCGCUUGUGUUCUCUGCUCUAGCAGGGAGUUUUCCUUGGUGCACUGUCUUGUCCUGUGCCUCCUGCUAUGUUUAUAGGAGCUUUUCUUAAGCAGAAUCCUGGGGUUUUUUUGUGUUUAGCCUGAAGUUCCUACAAUGUGAGUUUGCUCCCUGCUAGAGACUGGCUGUGGUUGAUGCUUUGUGACUUGAUUCUACUAUGAGACAGACUUCCUCUCUCCCCUCUCUUCAGGCACCUCUCUUGCACAUUGCAUCCUGCUCUUCUCUGGAGGUCUCCUGUUAUCUCUUGGAAACAUUUGCUAGAGCAUUUUGCUAUCACUAAGAUCAGUGGAAAUCAAGAUAGAAAGUGAAACAUUAUUCUCCUCAGAGAAAAUGGGAUUCUUUGGUUUAGACUAAACCCACAGAGCUUUCCCUUCCUCUGAUACAUUGUUCAGUCUAAUUUAAUGUUAUUGCCUUGUUUUUGGGAGAAUGAUCUCAUGGGGAAAGCAGUUUUCUAUAAAAAGAGAAACGGGCACGGGGAUUGCAUUUUUUCCUCUCCCUGCCCUCCUGAAAUUGCUGUGCUGGGAAGCAAUGUGUCUGGAAGCAGCACAUACAUUUUUGCAUGAAUUAUUAGAGCAGAGAAGGUUAUUAGUAACUAGAUCCACGUAGCAGCCCACAGAACUCAGCAUUACAGCUUGUUUCUGCUCUCACCUUUUGUUCAGUUCAAGUACUGCCCAUGGAGCCCAUAGCAUUCAACAUUUUAUGUUCCAGCCGACCUAAAUGGCCUUUCACUUGCAUUGAAUAGAGCUCUGCAUGUUUGAGUCAGAUGUUGCUGAGCCACACCACACCUCCUGGCAGAGCUGAGGCACCCAAUGUCUGUGCUGGCUUAUGCAAAACUUUCACUGCCCUUUGGUUCCUGUCAAAUUGUUGAUUCUGACUUUGGCUCAGCACUUGUUGGACAUCUCUGGGCUUUAUGGGGGUGGGAGCUCUUGCUCUCACAUGACAAUCUUUUUGCUCCUGCUUAAGACAUCUGUUAAGAUUCCCUGUUAGGAAUUGGAGGUUGCUUUCAUUACUGGAGUGUGUUGCUGUCAGCAUCACUUUAAUGUACCCAGGAGACAAAUAUUUUGUAGAUUAAAAAGCAGUUUUUUCUUUUCCUGUAUUGUACACAUGGACUUCAUGCUGGCCUGGAGCCAUCUUCAGGUCAGCACCUUGUAUGCCAGGUCUCAGCUUAGUCCUGGGGUUAUUGCUGUAGCCAAGUAGCAAGGAUUUCCAUGGAAAUCAAGUCUUCCUUCAGGGAGGAAACUCCUUUCUCUUGUUACCUGUUUUGCUUUCAAGACUUCACAAAAAGGAACCUCAGUUUGCUGCAUUGACUUCCACUCUCCUUAGCAUGGAUGAGACCAGCUGAUGCUGCCAUGAACUUUUUUAGUGGGUUCUGUAAUGAAUGUUGGAAAUCCUAGGGGUCGUUAAUGCCUCCAAAAGAAGCACCUACACCUUCAUCUCCUGUUUGUAUCUUGGUUUUUCAGAACUGGUGAUGUUUGACUCUCUGUUGAAGUGGCCAAAAUGCACUGCAUAGCCAAAACUGAUUUACAGAUCCUGAAGGUCUGUCUGUGGCAUCCUAUCUAAUAGCUGGAGCUGUAAAGACUCCAGAAAUUCCAUGUAAUGUGGGAUGCAGUUGCAGGCUGUAACAUCUCCAAUCCAUCAGUAAGGUCAGAUGGCUUUGGGCUGCCCUGCUUACAGAAAUCUGCUCGUGGAUACUGCUCAUCCAUCUCUGCUGAGAAGCAUGCAAGUGUUGUGGGAUAGGAAAUUUAAGGUGAUAUUAUUAGCUGGGGGCUGACAAAUCUCUUGCAUUUUCCCACAAGGAAGGAGGUGGGGUGGAUUAUCUAUCUUGAAGCAUCUGGGGGAAAACUGAGUUCUUGCUCACUGAUGGUGUGACAGAUGAUGUUUUGUCUCAUUAAGAAGCUUCUUAUUUAUGUUGAUUAACCCUAUAAAAAUGGAUUUUGUCUUUCCAGUGUUUUCAGAGUGUCACUUCAGUUUACAGUUUUCAGUGUUGACUGAUUAAAAAAAAAUGAAGUGGGUGUCAAGGAGAAGAGUGGAAUAAAAUGCUUUUGUCACUUAAAGAAAUGUUAAGAGAAAUAUAUGAAAGCAGAAUCCAUUUGCUGGAUUAACGUGUUUGGAAUUGUUUAAAUGCCAAGUUUUCUGUACAAUGUUUUUGUAAUUAAACUUUGGAGCUCCUUGGUUUUUAAGAGGUUGAUGUGCUUGUUUGACACUGCUUCAUUAAAAUUGUUCAACGGUGAA